CGGACAGCGGUGGUGGCGGCGAAACGGCAGGGGUACUAUGGGAGCUGGGGAAUGGAGGGCGGAGGAGGGCUACAGGCCACGGACCUCCACCGGCGGCUUAUCCAUAAAACGACAUCUAGAAGAACUAAGAGUUCACGAAGAUUUUUGCAGCCCUUAGAGAAUGAGUGUUCAGCGGAAGUUUCUUCUCUCGAUGACGAGAGAUCGAUUCCCUGGACAACAGCAGGCUUCACUUCCGGACAGCCCACCUGUCUUGGGAUCGGCAAAACACGCAGCAAGCGUCAAUCGACGGUGCAUGACAGCAUUGCGUGGCCGUAUCUUAUUCAGGACAAGUUUGUGAGUCUGAAGCAGCAAAGCCAUCGACAAGAGAGUCUGAAAGCCUCAUUUAACAGACUUAGUAGUGAGGCAAGUGUAGUUGAGAAUGUGGAUCAAGAGAACGAGAGGAUGGAGAGAAGAAGGUUACGAAGGUGCAGAGGCUUCCGACAAUUCACGGAUAUGCUCGUUGGAACGUUUCUACUUGGGGUUGUUUUACUCAUCACACCAGGUCUCUGUCAUCAGGAUGCGGUGCACAUAACAGCUAUUUUGGGUGAAAGCGUAGUCUUCAAUUGUCAUGUUGAGUUCCCCGGUGAGCAUCCAGUGCCCUAUGUUCUCCAAUGGGAGAAGAAGGUAGGCGACACGGUACGAUAUCGGACGAUGAACCUCUCUGCUCUCUAUUCG
Messenger RNA from Cotesia congregata, 714 nucleotides. NCBI's taxonomy places the organism in Eukaryota, Metazoa, Arthropoda, Insecta, Hymenoptera, Braconidae. The record is from the annotation of a GenBank genome assembly.